GCUGCUGGUGGGGUGUGAGUGGAGUGCUGGCUGCUGCUGAUGGAUGCUGUGGCCAGCAGCCCCCUAGGGUGGCUCUGUGCAGGUGUCACCACGCUUUUUGGGGUCACCAUGCUCUGCAGGGCCCAGAGCAGCCCUGUGCACACAGCAAAGGUGCUGCUCUGGAGCCUGCUGCCCUCCCUGCUGUGUGUGGCCACGCUGGGGGCUGGCGUGGGGCUCUUUGUGGCCAUGUGCCUGCUGUGCUCAGCAUACCUGGGGGACAGGGAGCUGCUGCCCGUGGGUGACAGAGCCGUGCUCAUCACAGGCAGUGACACUGGGAUUGGACAUGCACUGGCCAAAUACCUGGACAGCCUGGGCUUUGUGGUGUUUGCUGGGGUUCUGAACAAGGACGGCCCUGGGGCUGAGGAGCUGCGGCGUGCCUGCUCCCAGAGACUCUCUGUGCUGCAGCUGGAUAUCACCAACAGCACUCAGGUCCAGGAGGCCUACCUGGCAGUCUCAGAGAAGGUGCAAAAUGCAGGGCUCUGGGGUGUCGUGAACAACGCAGGAAUCCUGGGCUUCCCUGCUGAUGGGGAGCUGCUCCCCAUGAGCACCUACAGGCACUGCAUGGAGGUGAAUUUCUUUGGGGCUGUGGAGGUGUCCAAGACCUUCUUGCCAUUGCUGAGGAAAUCGCAGGGGAGGCUGGUGAACAUGUCCAGCAUGGCAGGAGGCAUUCCACUCCCGAGGUAUGCUGCAUACGGGGCAUCCAAAGCAGCUCUGUCCAUGUUUUCUGGAGUAAUGAGGCAAGAGCUUUCCAAAUGGGGCAUUAAAGUCACGGCAAUCCAUCCAUCAGGCUUCAGAACAGGUAUUGAAGGCACAGCAGAGCAGUGGGACAAGCAGGAGAAGGAGCUGAUGGAGAACCUGCCAGCAGACACCAGGCAGGCCUAUGGAGAGGAAUAUCUCCUGGGGCUGAGGAAUUACCUCCUCCAGCUGCCCUCCUACUGUGCCCCAGACCUGUCCCCUGUGCUGGGUGCUGUCCUGCAUGCUCUGCUGGCCAGGAGACCCCAGGGCCUCUACACCCCUGGCAGGGGGGCUUACAUCCCCCUCUGCAUCUUCUGCUGCUUCCCCCUCUGGUUCUACGACUUCUUCAUCAGCAAGAUGCUGAGUGCUGGCUCUGCUCCAAGGGAGCUGAGAGCAUCAGGAGAUGAAGGCAAGAACCUCUGAGGUGCCCACUGGUGUUUAUCUCACUGGGAUGAACUCUGUACAGACACUGCUAUAAUUCUGUCUUUGUUAAGCUGCUUUGACACUGCCUUGCAAAGAGGGAAAUCUUUGUGUUAAGAGUAAUGUUUGGGAAAAGCAGUGGACAAAUGUAAAUAGAAAGCUAUUCCCAGAUGGGGCAUUUUUUGAGGAACUUCAAUGUUUUGCUGUUGUUUUUGUAUCCUGCUUUCUGUGUAAGGUACCUCAUGAAAUUAUACAGCUCCUGUCUGCUUCUAAAGGCAUCACUAACACAGAGAUGCAGAAUGUGUUUUGUUAAAGCAAAACAAAACCCCCUAGAGAGUCACCAACCAUAAAUCUUGUAAGAAAUUAAAUAUAAUCCUAUUGUUGAAGAGACUUAGAACUGUGUAAUGCAAGUCUCUUUCUCUACAUCUUCAGCCUAAUAUGUUGGGGUCUGCUGUUUUCGUUCUGUUGCUGUUGAACUUGAGAAAUGAUUGUCCUUUCUCCCCAAAUUUUGUUAUGUAUAGUUCUAAAGUUUGUAACAUGCUCUCUUUGCCAGAAUAAACAACAUAAAUUAAUUGUUGGGAGGGGGGAAAUGGAUGGAAACAGAACAAGGUCUUUAUGAAGAGAUAAGCAAUUGCCUUCCUACAGUAAUAUAAAUAGUCAUAGUGGGUGUAACAGCUGCUAACUUGAUCUAUCUGGGUCAUUCUGUGUAUUGUCUGUAUAUGCCUGUGCUUAUCUAAUUGUUAGUAAACUCUGAUGUCACUUCUGAUUUUUGUACAAUUUCUUACUCAAGUCUGGGUUUACAAAGAAUUCAUGUUUUUGCCUGCUUCUCCUGAUACCUCCCUGUGUCUCCCUCUGCUUUGGGGGCAGUUUGUGCUAAGAUCAGUCAAUCUACAUGUGGCUUCUCUUCCCUAAUUUCAUUCCAGGAGCACCAGGUGCCCUCCCUGGUGCCCCAUACCAUACCCCUUGCCAAACCCCUAGUGUAUUUUUCCUACCUUAUUCCCUUUUUGCAUUGUCUGUGACAUCCUUGGGCUUUGAAAGGCUGUGGUAUUUUGAAAGAAAUCCUCACCCCCCUGAGUCCCAUGGUUUGGCCACGUGUCCUGUCUUUGACAAGAAGCAUUUCUUUUCUGGUGAUGAAAAACUAGAAGUGAUCACAUUCUGAGCUUUAAAUGUAGACACAUUUUCCCCUUUGCUUUCUGAGCAACUUCCAGCUCUUCUAUCAUAAUCCUAUUGGUGUGAUGUGCUCUUGCACCCAACUGGACAAAAAUCACAAUUUAAUUUGCAGCUAUGGUAUUUAUUCUAUCACUGUCCUGUGUCUGUUACAUCAAUGCAAGACUGCCUGUAAAUUCAGAGAGGAUACUCAGAGGGCUUGGGCCAUCAUUUGAAUCUGUGCUCCAGUGGGGAACCCUCCUGUCCUGCACAUUUUGUCACAACAGCUGCUUUUGCUACUGAGUUUAUCACCUGUGGGUUUGUAUCACUGCCCUGGUUGCAGACUUUUGCUUUUCUUGGAUGAAAUGUGCUCAAUGUUUUGAACUCAGGAAAUCUGAGACUGUUUUUUUUCUCUCUCUCUAUCUCCCAAUUUCUUCCU
Messenger RNA from Catharus ustulatus (Swainson's thrush), 2779 nucleotides. RefSeq names its product hydroxysteroid 17-beta dehydrogenase 2 (gene HSD17B2). Bases 40 to 1197 code for a protein of 385 amino acids. NCBI's taxonomy places the organism in Eukaryota, Metazoa, Chordata, Aves, Passeriformes, Turdidae. The record is from RefSeq and is a predicted model, not a curated record. Gene Ontology annotation, molecular function: oxidoreductase activity. The transcript has 5 exons.